GUACAUGAAUGGAGCGGGGGCUCUGGAGUUCAGUGGAGUUGGCACGGCGCAAAACUCCAGACAUCAGCUGGUUUUCCGUUCACAAACUUGCCUGAAACAGUACCUUUAUUGAAAUGAUCACUUGUUACGUGUUUGGAGACGUACCAAUGCCGCUGUUAGGAUGACGAACACCACUCAACCACGGUUUAUCCUCUGCGUAAAUUCACCAACAACUUUAACGCACCCGAGCUGUCUGCGCACAAAGAAAGGGUCGUAAUCCAUCAGACUAAAACAUGGAUACCCCACCACCUGACUCUGCUCUCAUGGCUACCUCCAGCGGUGACUCCAGGGACCAGACCAGCUCUCCUCUUCCUCCUCUCUCCCCUGCACACCAUCUUGCCCCUGUGCACCCUCUCCAACAAGCAGAUGUGGAGGAGCUGGACUCUUUCGACCCCCUGGAGCCUCCCCCUCUGGACUGGAGGUCUGAUUCCUCCAGUGAGGGUGGCUCCGCUGAUGGCUUGAAUGAUCUCACAGACAGCUUGGAUAAGGCCAUGCUGGAUUCUCCUGUAACCAACAACGUGGGGCUACAAGAGAGUGAAAACAUACAGAAAAAGAAAGUAUUCCAUAACUUAGUACCCGUUUAUGCAGACGAUUUAAAUCAGGAACUUGUUAGCGGAGUGGACGCCAAAGAUGACAAGGAUAAAGCAAGUCAUUUAAAAAAUAUUAGUGGUAUUCAGGAACACAAUUCAAACUUGGAAGAACACGGUUGUAUACAUUUCUUGGGAAAUCAACCAACAUCCAACCAAAUUAACCAGUUUUCCAGAGUGGUAAAUAUGGAGUCUGUAUUUCAGGUUUCAAAGGACAAGUUUGAUGAAGAGUUUGGGGGUUUAAACCAGGAGUUUAACCCAGAAAUUCCCCAAAUAAAAGUGUAUAAAAUUCUACAGACAGAGUUGGAAGGUAGUUGUGCAGAUGUGGAACCACAAGAUGACAAUUGUUCAAAUUAUGAAAGUGACCCAGGUCUUGGUGCUACAAAUUUAGUUGAAAUGAGAAAUUGCAAAACUGCUAAACCAUUUCAGUCUGAAUUUGAAGGCAUCCAUACACCGACGGAUUUCAAACCUGUGGAAGAACCUAUGAAUGACAGUCAUCAAGUAAGCAGUUCAAACCAGGACUACACAGAGAGGACAAGUUGCGGAGAUAUCGAGGAUGAAGAUCACAGUCGCAUCCACAGCCUCUUGAACAAGCUACAGCUCAGGAGAGAGGGAGAGGAGGAGGGAGGGAUGGAGACUUACCUCGCUCAGAGAAGUCCUCCACGGGCAGUACUGUCCCAGGCCCAACCUACCUGUCCGGAAGCGGAUGAAACGACCGGUUUGCUGUUUUCUGAAGACCACCAGCGAGAUGUGGUAAGCCUGCUGCAGAGCACAGACAUCCCUGGCCCUGUCCCUCACACUGGGGACAUGGACGCGGUGGUGUCUGUGUCCUACAGUCAGGAGGACACCCGGAGGUACUGGGGACACUACGACAAGGCUCCAGCGAAGACGCUCAGGCAGGACUCCUUUUCCUCUCAGCCUGAUGAAGAAGAGCCUGAGCCGGUGUGGAUGAAGCUGGGAGAGGAGCCACCUGAUGACCAGGUUGCAUCUGGGACUGAUAUGGAUGCUGAGCCCUCAUAUAAAGAUGUGCCCGGGCCGUGUGACCCAGAAGACCUGCUGGAUGGGGUCAUAUUUGGGGCCAAGUAUCUGGGGUCCACUCAGAUCAGGUCAGACCGAAACCCGUCCACCAACGCCCGUAUGAGCCAAGCACAGGAGGCUGUUGACCGCAUCAAGGCCCCAGAAGGAGAGUCUCAGCCCAUGACAGAAGUGGACCUGUUCAUCUCCACUAAAAGAAUCAAAGUACUGACUGCAGAUACACAGGAGGCCAUGAUGGACCACCCCCUGCAGAUGAUCUCCUACAUUGCAGACAUCGGGCACAUCGUGGUGCUCAUGGCCCGAAGGAAACGCAAAGGGCCAGAGGCCGAGAGUCAGAAGAAGUGUCUGAUGAUCUGUCAUGUCUUCACCUCUGAUGAUGCGCAGGUAAUCGCCCAGGCCAUAGGCCAGGCCUUUGGAGUGGCUUAUCAGCAGUUCCUGCAGGUGAAUGGGAUCCGGGCCAGAGACCUGAAGCCUGGAGAGUACAGCCACUACCUGGAGAGUCAGGAGUUGUACAAUGGGGAUCUGGCUCACUUCUGCGAUGCCCAAAACCUCAAAGAAGUGGUGAUCACUAAGCCCCCAGGGGAGAUGCUGGGACUGGCUGUGGUGGAGUCGGGCUGGGGGUCCAUCCUGCCCACUGUGGUGGUGGCUAAUAUGCUCCAUGGGGGUCCGGUUGAGCGCUGCGGAGAGCUAAGCAUAGGAGACAGGAUCAUGAGUGUGAACGGGACCAGCCUGGUGGGACUACCCAUCUCCACCUGUCAAAACAUCAUCAGGGAUUUGAAAAGUCAGAAGUACGUGAAGUUGAGUAUAGUGCACUGCCCCCCGGUGACCAUGGCCAUCAUCAGGAGACCAACCCCCAAGUACCAGCUGGGCUUCAGUGUCGAGGAUGGCAUCAUCUGCAGUCUGAUGCGCGGGGGGAUUGCAGAGAGGGGGGGCAUCCGAGUGGGUCACCGCAUCAUUGAGAUCAACGGACAGAGUGUGGUGGCCACUACCCACGAUAAGAUCAUCCAGACCCUCACCAACGCUGUGGGAGAGAUCCACCUGAAGACCAUGCCCGCCUCCACGUACCGCCUCCUCACCGGACAGGAACAGCCAGUCUACCUGUGACCUCCUCUGGAUGUACCAAAACAAACCACAUAUGCAAUCUGUCAUGGACUACACGCUCAACUUAUGCAGUAUCAUAUGAUGUAAAGACAUUUUAAAAUGGGAAAGUGUGAGUCCCGUUUUAGUAUUUAUGUUUAAUAAUGCAAGAAAUAGUUUGUUUAAUGUAUUAUGGUGUAAUUACUGUAUCCAUAAGAGCAAUGUGACAUUAACUUUUAGAUGAGGUGUAGAAAAAUUUGUAUUUUUAUUACAUUUUAGACUUGCUGCCAGUGCUUCCUCUAUUGAGUCUAUUGAUACUUUGCAGCAACAUCAAGCUGUUAUCAUGAUGACACAAUGCACAGCUGCAUAGCAGACACUGACAAAUACGUUUUAAGUUAAGAAAAAUGCAAAAUGAAUUUAAACAACACAUGCAACACAAUACA
Molecule: messenger RNA, 3181 nt
Organism: Periophthalmus magnuspinnatus
Lineage: Eukaryota; Metazoa; Chordata; Actinopteri; Gobiiformes; Gobiidae
Product: amyloid-beta A4 precursor protein-binding family A member 3
Exons: 12
Coding region: 273-2765 (830 amino acids)
Biological process (GO): chemical synaptic transmission
Cellular component (GO): plasma membrane; dendritic spine; cytoplasm
Molecular function (GO): protein binding; amyloid-beta binding
Source: RefSeq, a predicted model, not a curated record